AUGGGUCACGCAUUAUCAAAGGAAGUGCGGCAUGAACCUCAAAAUCCGAGGCGAUUGUCUAAGCCACAAAUUUCACAGCCAAAGGUCGGAAAGGCCACUAAAACAGCUAACUGCGACCCAAGUCCUCUGCUCGAUGAGUCAAUGUUCUGGAAGAGCCCAUGGACUGGCGACCUCCUGCCCAAGGUCACUCCAGACUCGACAGACCGUAACAGAGUGCGGUCUUUCCCAUCAUUGUCUGAACCACCACUGUUGACCCAGGGAAGCAAACGGUGGUCAAGUCUCGAUGACUUUGUUCUGAUGAAGAAUGACGGCUCGUUGUCACGGUCAAGCUCCUAUAUCUCCAGGCGGCUUUCAAGACGCUCAUCGCAUACUCGGAGGUCGGAGCAACCCGGAAAACUAACUCUUCGAGAUACUCGUAGGGAGCCAGUUAUUCACUUUGGACCAUCGGACAUUGGCAAUCAUGACCAGCGUUCAUCCAUCGAAAAUUUAACAGCAGAAGACCGGUCGCCGGUCGAAGAUUCAUGUGUUCCACUGGGUCGUCGCCAAUCAUUCCGCAGACCGGGUAUUGCAACGCGAACUCCCUCCUGGGGCUUGUAUCGGACCCAACUUCCAUCAAUCCAGCAGGAAGACGAGAAGGAGCAUCAUGAUGUAACCUCUGCUUCACAGCUCUCACCAUGUGAAACCGAAGAACAAGGGGAAUAUAUGCCUGUCUAUUCUUCUAAUAGACGAGCCACUUCUCCUGUCGCACUAGACUACUCUCAUCUCAGUGGCUUCAAAAAAGGCACCUUGAGAAUCGUCAAUGGCUCGGUAUCUCCAGCAUGCAGUGAUCGUGUUCGCCUUCUCACAACAUCUACUCUGGCUCAAGAGCCCGUCAAACCCGUCUAUGACAAGGAAACCCCUACCGUGUUCACGUCGAGUAUGGACUAUGACGAUGAAGCCAUCGAUGUCUUCGAUAAUAAUUUAUAUAACGAGAAUCACAACUCCUCAAGAAACAGGCAGCCCUUGGAGGCAUGUGAGGGCAUUGCCUCAGAAGUCAUUGACUUUACAAGGAUAGAAAAGACGCAAUCUAUCACAAAUGUUGAUAGUGGGUACAGUUCACUCAGCUCACUUCGUUCUGACGAUUCAUCUAGACAGUCAAGCUCUCCGCCUAUGGGUUCCCCAAUGGAUGGCAGUCCUGCACAAUCUGGAGGGGGAAGUCCCAUGGAUAAAGAGGGUUUUUACAACCAAAAUAACCCUGAAGAUGAAUCAUAUUUCACAAUCAACAAGUCUUCAAUAGAUCGAGAGAACUGCAAUCUUGGAUAUCCCGAAGCACACAGGGCUGGAGAUCCUAAUGCUGAGCGGUCGCGUUAUUACGCCCACCUUGGGCACUUGAGUGUCCCAUCAGUGCCCGGGGUUGUCGGCAUUGAGGACAGGGAGAGCGAUUUAGAGGACUCUUACAUCGGGACAGAUGAUAGCGAGUCAGUGUAUAACGACCAAUCAGAUCGUUUCCCAGUGCCGCGUUCCAAGCCUGAUUAUGUAGACCAGGCUGUGACGUCUGAAACAGGCAGUGGACCUUUGGCAUACGGAGAAGAUUGUGAUGCACCUCGAGGACGGACUCGAUCACGAAGUAUCAGCCAUUCUCCCUCAAAAUUGGCCAAGACAACAGCGUCUCAUUACCGAUCCUAA
This is a messenger RNA of Talaromyces atroroseus, 1665 nucleotides long. RefSeq lists its product as hypothetical. The transcript has a single exon. The record is from RefSeq and is a predicted model, not a curated record. Bases 1 to 1665 code for a protein of 554 amino acids. NCBI's taxonomy places the organism in Eukaryota, Fungi, Ascomycota, Eurotiomycetes, Eurotiales, Trichocomaceae.